Molecule: messenger RNA, 856 nt
Organism: Mizuhopecten yessoensis (Yesso scallop)
Lineage: Eukaryota; Metazoa; Mollusca; Bivalvia; Pectinida; Pectinidae
Exons: 5
Coding region: 76-768 (230 amino acids)
Source: RefSeq, a predicted model, not a curated record
GGAAGCUACAGCUUAACUAGACGUGCGGAGAAGAUAUUUACUCUUAUUCAGAUAGCAUUCAAAUCAGAAUCUACAAUGGAUGACGAACAACUGCGAAAUAUUGCACAGCUUUUGGUGAAGAGUGUAAUAGAGAAAGCUGUUGAUAAAAUAAAUACCGAAACAAGGGAAAUAAACGAAGGUCUUGACCAGGGAGUUGAUGAUAUUGUAGGGCUGACCAUCGGACGGUCAAUCAACGCCAUCCGCGAUUGUCAAAGUUCACCAACUGAUACUAAGAUGGAGGGAUUGGCCGGACAAUUUGAUAAGGAAGUAGACGACAUUGUAGGGCUGACCAUUGGACGGUCAAUCAUGGCCAUACGCAAAGGUCAAAGUUCACCAACUGACAAUAAGAUGGAGGGAAUGCUUGGACUUCACAAAACCUUGGUUACUGCAACACCGGAAGUAACAACUGGCGCUACAGGAAUCUUAAUCCUUAAAGACGACAAGCCGACAGAACUAAAGAAAGCGCACCUAACUACAACGCAUGCGCAGAUGAACAUGGCCUCCAACAAGAAGAAUGUACUGGGCCGAUUGUUGGACAGGAUCCUCAAGAGAGACAAGAAAGAGGUCAAGGAAAUCGAUACUGCUACAGCUGGUGGCAGCACCAACACCUCAGUCGGUGAAAAGAAGAAGAGCGCAUCCAAGGCCCAUAACAAGAGAGACUGGAUACGUAGAAAUCUCCUGUGCUGCUUCGUCAGACAGACUGCCACAGUUGAGCCUCUAUUCGAAUAAAUACUUAAAGCGAAACAAGUCAUGGACAUUAUUAAGAAAAGAGGUCUGUUUUGAAAAAUGUGUUCGGGAAGUCGGAACAUGAUGUGAC